Molecule: messenger RNA, 1880 nt
Organism: Molossus molossus (Pallas's mastiff bat)
Lineage: Eukaryota; Metazoa; Chordata; Mammalia; Chiroptera; Molossidae
Gene: TOMM34
Product: translocase of outer mitochondrial membrane 34
Exons: 7
Coding region: 107-1024 (305 amino acids)
Cellular component (GO): mitochondrion; cytosol
Molecular function (GO): heat shock protein binding
Source: RefSeq, a predicted model, not a curated record
UAGCCGUCCGACCCAGGACUCGCAGCCGGUGCUUUCCCCGGACGCUGUUCCGCAAGACUCGGCGGCGGGAACGGAGGCGGCCGCCAUUUGCCGGCGGGACCCCGGGAUGGCCCCCAAACUCUCAGAGUCCGUGGAGCGGCUCCGCGCCGCCGGCAACCAGAGCUUCCGCAACGGCCAGUUCGCGGAGGCCGCCGCGCUCUACAGCCGCGCGCUGCGGGUGAUGCAGGAGCAAGGUUCUUCGGACCCCAAAGAAGAAAGUGUUCUCUACUCCAACCGAGCAGCAUGCCACUUGAAGGAUGGGAACUGCAGAGACUGCAUCAAAGACUGCACUUUAGCACUGGCCCUGGUUCCCUUCAGCAUGAAGUCCUUGCUGCGGCGAGCAUCGGCCUACGAGGCUCUGGAGAAGUAUCCCCUGGCCUAUGUUGACUACAAGGUUGUGCUGCAGAUUGAUGAUAGUGUGACGUCAGCCUUGGAAGGCGUCAACAGAAUGACCCGAGCUCUCAUGGACUCACUUGGGCCCGAGUGGCGCCUGAAGCUGCCCUCUAUCCCCUUGGUACCUGUUUCAGCUCAGAAGAGGUGGGGCUCGGAAAACCACAAAGAGACAGCUAAAAGCAAAUCCAAAGAAACCACAAGUGUCAAGAGCAGAGUGCCUUCUGGGGAUGUGGAGAGAGCCAGAGUUCUGAAGGAAGAAGGCAAUGAGCUUGUAAAGAAGGGAAACCAUAAGAAAGCUAUUGAGAAGUACAGUGAAAGCCUCUCGUUUAGUAACCUGGAGUCCACCACGUACAGCAACAGAGCGCUCUGCUAUUUGGUCCUGAAGCAGUACAAGGAAGCGGUGAGGGACUGCACAGAAGCCCUCAAGCUAGAUGGGAAGAACGUGAAGGCAUUUUACAGACGGGCUCAAGCCUAUAAGGCCCUCAAGGACUAUAAAUCCAGCUUUGCCGACAUCAACAGCCUCCUAAAAAUUGAGCCCAGGAAUGGCCCUGCACAGAAGUUGCAGCAAGAAGUUAACCAGAGCUUAAAGUAAAAACCCAGAAGGGCAGCAGGAAACCUCCGCCAUACGACCUUCCUCUGUGCCUGCCUCUGGGACCCAGCAUGCCCAGCUCUGAAGCACCCUCCUCUGCCCUCAAAGAGGCGGUGGCCUCCCACCUCUUAAGAGGCUUUGUUCAAAUUAAGCUCAGUGUAGCCAAAACCCAGACAUUGUUUUGCUGGAAAGGUCCCUGCUAUGCUGAAGCCCUGUUCCCGUCCCCCUUCCUUGGACAGCUGGCGGAUCACACAAACGGCUCCGCCCCUGCCCCAAGCAUGCUCCAGACCGAGCGAGCGCUGCCUUCGAGCUUCAUCAGACCCACCUCACUGUGGUUCAUCUGAACUAACGGAACUGGGGGGCGGGACUAGAAAACCCUGGCCCACCCACACCUAAAGCAGCCUGUUGAGCUGGUUCUCCAGGGCUGCCAUCCUGCCCUGUCCUUGGCUUAAUCCCCUGUGUGCUGAGCUCCAGCCCUUUUGGCCAGGCCCCUCUGGUGGGGAUGCAGAACCCUGACCCUGAGGUGGCUUUGGGGCUCUGUGCUGCCUCCUACAUGGAGGUACCUAAGCCAUUUCAGGAGCCCAGAGGUGUGGCCACUCCUGAAGGUAGAGGGGGAAGAAGGGCCUCCUUGAAGUCAGUGUCCUUCCAUUCUGGGCAGGGACUUGCCUUUUGACUCCAACAGUGGCCCUCCCAGCUUAUUUCUUUGUUAUAGGAAGUUAAUUUGAACUGAACUGACUCUGGUUUUGUUGAACUGUGUGUUUAAGUGAAUACAUUAAACGUCUUUGUUCUACAUAAAUGUGUUGUACUUCCAUUUAUGCUUUUUCAGCUUUGUGCUUGGGAUUUUGUAAUAACACAAGCU